This is a messenger RNA of Nothobranchius furzeri (turquoise killifish), 8929 nucleotides long. RefSeq names its product neuronal pentraxin 2a (gene nptx2a). The record is from RefSeq and is a predicted model, not a curated record. NCBI's taxonomy places the organism in Eukaryota, Metazoa, Chordata, Actinopteri, Cyprinodontiformes, Nothobranchiidae.
GCACAAAGUCGGUGAACUCAAAGCAUAUGUCACAGCAUGACUUGGACCUAUUGAGAUCGGGUGAUGACGUAGGCCGAGGCUGAAUAACCGGAGCGUUCGUCUCGGGGCGGAAGCGCCAGCGCGCGCGCCUCCCCAUAAUAAUCUGUCUGAGCGUCGUCGCUGUCUGUUCAGCACCGCUCACUGCCAGUCCAACAGAGCGGAGAGGACAGACGGCUGAACAGAGUCCUCUGCGGAACCUUCAGAGGAUUUUAUCACUGAAACUUGGACUUCAACUUUUUGUUUUUCCUAUCAGAGGACUUGGUUGUCUCGUUUUUAUUUUUGUUUUUUCUGCUGAAAGAUUGUUGAUUUGUUGGUUUAUGGAAGAAGACCGACCAAGUGAUUACUGGACGACUUACUGUGAUUUUUCACUGCGGAUUUCCCCAUUAAAUUAUAUUUUCUAUCACUGUGAACUGAUGGAAAGCGUGUUGAAUUAAUUUAGUAAGUUGCUGCAAAAAGUUUAUCUUACAGGCGGAUUAAGUGGAGAUAUUUGAGGUUUUCCUUUAUUUCCUUCUUUUUCUUUUUCUAAAAGGACUUGUGUACCGGGAUGCAAGCUUUAGUGGUUGGUUUGUUGUAUCUGGUUAGCGGACGCGCGGUGCGCAGCCAAGAAGCCACAGGUAGCCGCUUCGUGUGUAACGCGAUCCCUCCGGGCGCAGAGCCCGGCUGCGGGUAUGGCCCCACCGGGAACCGCAUUCAGAGCAGCAGCCCUGUGGAGGACGAGCUGCGCAGCACCAUCCUCCAGCUCCGGGAAACCAUCCUGCAGCAGAAGGAGACCAUCGUGAGCCAACAGGGAACCAUUAAGGAGCUCAACUCCAAGCUGGCGCGCUGCGAGGCGGCAGCCGACGAGGUGGGUAAGACCCGGGGUCAGGGCUCCAGGCGGAAGGAGUACGGCAAGAACACCAUGGGGGACCUGCCCCGGGACCCCAGCGAGACCAUUGACCAACUGGGCAAGACGAUGCAGAGCCUCAAGGGCCGUCUGGAGAACUUGGAGCAGAGUCUGCGUCUACCCAGCAGCUCCAACAUGUCAGCCGGAGGAGUCUCGGCCCUGACUCCUCUGCCACCGGAGCUCCGCGAUUUGCUGCGGCAGCGUCUGGGGGCACUUGAGACGCAGCUCCUCCGGAAGGUGGCUGAGCUGGAGGAGGAGAAGAGCCAGCUCUACAACGAGACGGCGGCCCACCGCCAACGCACCGAGAGUGCUCUCAAUUCCCUCAUGGAGAGGAUCACGGAGCUCGAGAAAAGUAAUAAUGCCUUUAAAUCACCAGAGGACUUCAAGGUGUCCCUCCCCCUGCGCACUAACUAUCUGUAUGGACGCAUCAAGAAGAGUCUCCCAGAGAUGUACGCCUUCACCGUCUGCAUGUGGCUUAAGUCCAGCGCCAGUCCAGGAAUAGGAACCCCGUUCUCUUAUGGCGUACCGGGCCAGGCCAAUGAGAUUGUACUCAUUGAAUGGGGAAACAACCCAAUUGAGCUCCUAGUCAAUGACAAGGUGGCCCAGCUGCCUCUGGCUGUGAGUGACGGGCGCUGGCACCACAUCUGCAUUACCUGGACGACCAGAGAUGGCUUCUGGGAGGCUUACCAGGACGGUGAGCGUCUCGGCACUGGAGACAACCUGGCCCCCUGGCACCCAAUUAAACCUGGAGGGGUGAUCAUCCUGGGCCAGGAACAGGAUAUCGUCGGAGGCCGUUUUGAUGCCACCCAAGCCUUCGUGGGCGAGCUCAGCCAGUUCAACAUGUGGGACAGAGUACUGCGACCUGUGGACAUUGUGGGUCUGGCUAAUUGCUCAGCCUACAUGCCCGGAAAUGUUGUUCCUUGGAUUGAUGCAAAUGUGGAAGUAUUUGGGGGUGCCAGUAAGGCUGCUUUGGAGAUCUGUGAAGACCGGGCGUUUGAUUCCUAGGGGGAUUUCAUCUAAAAGAAUCAAGAGCUGAGCGUUCUGAACUGUUGCUUCAUUUGAAUCUUAAAGGCAAAGGUAGCAGCGCACUAAGACUUGGUGUUUUUUGGAUUUACAAAUUCUAGCAACCAGUUUGAACCCUGAGGAUUUCCCAGGAGACUUCAAAUCAUCAGAGGAAGAAUGAUGUUCCAUUUGUCUGCCGUCGUCUCGUGUUUCUUUUUCUGUCAGCAGCUCACCUGUCACUGGACACCUCUUUGAAAGUGUUUCUUAUUGGUUGCAUUCCUUAUUUUGACAGUGCCGCAGUGUAAUCCUUGUUAGCGUGAGCUCAAAAAGGCUUUCAUGUGUAGAAAAUGACGGUCGAGCGUUGCAUUCUGGGAGCUCCUCUGCCGUUUGAAGCGCAGCAGCACGCAGAGGAAGGCGUGCGGGAAGACUAGGCGAAGUUUGCAGUGGACACUGGCAGGCCUCGCUGCUGAUCAUCUCAAGCCAUCCAGAUGUGGCAGGUUGUUUAAAUAUUAUGCAUGAGCUUGAGCAGUGAACUGACGUGCCAGUGCAUGCUUCUGUCAUCAAAACGAGCCAAUGCAGCGUGCAGAUAACAUUGCAUAAGACCGUGUGUGCGUUUCUGUGGUGGUGGCUUGUGUUGCGUGUGCAAAAACUGGCGAUUAUAAGGGAGGGAGGGCUUUUUUAUUUUUUUCAUUCUUGUAAAUCUAUGUCUAAUACCCCAUUGCCCCUUGAGCAGCUGCCACAUCCCAAACAGCUGUGUGAAUGGGCUGGCUCUGCUCAGGUUAAUAGCAGUGUCGGACAGCUGCCCAGUGCUGCUGAGUCCACGCCAGCUGAACUCUCAGCGAGGGCGGGGGCUGGUUCUGACCCUCAAGGACAAACACUAAUUCCUCUUGUGAGUUGUAAUUAUUCAUGAUUAUGAAUGAGUGUUGGCAAUGAGCAGUUCUGGUCUUCUGGUGUUUCUCCAAGUGUCAUUACUAAUAAAACAUAUUGAGGCGCAAAGUCAGGAGAGAGAGGCACUCUGGACAAACUGAAUGUUGAAGAUGAAGUUGGGUCUUAGAGGAAUUAUUCAGGUCUUUUGAAGUGGUUUUCUGUGGAAAGAUGAACAACUAUUAUCUACUGGUUAGCUCUUUAAAGGAUCUUGCAAAACCUCUCAAGAUAAAACGGGACUUUGGAGGAAAGAAACGUGUCGAAGGAGGAGCAUGCAGCACCAUACUGCCACUUUCGGAAUGGCUAAGCUUCACAUUCAACAGGCAGCAGCACGCUCAUUUAUCCUCCAUAUUGGACCACGGCAAUCCAAUGUUUGUCCCAAAUUUAUGAAAGGAGAUGUCUCAGUGUGCUUCCAAGCAGACCAGAGCUCUUUUAACCCUCUGGAGGCAGGCGUUGCAGAUUUGUAACAAUUAAAACCUACUGUACCUACCUGGUUACUCUCCAUAAGUAUUUCAUGAGCAUUUUUAACUCAGAAGUAUCCCUGAAGGACUCAGUUGUUCGUCCUUUUAUCAAAACUUAUUUUGAACGUGAGAGGGUUAAGGGCCAAGUUCACAGAAAAACCGUUUUCUUUUUGUGAUAUUUUUAAAACACGAUUAAUCGCCGAGUUUAACAUGAAAAUUGUCUUUUAGCCCUUCUCAGGGCGGCCAACUUAAGAACUUUUCCAUGCGUGGGGAGGGGGAGACCAUUUUGCCUGGGUGCGUGCAAACUGUAUUGCCUCCAUCUGUGGCCCAAAAGAGCUGUGUGUCUCAUGUUCAAUGCAUGAGAGUUGGCAGCCCUGCCCCCACUUCCUGCAUUAACCACGGAUAGAAAAUAGACAGGAAAACACUCGGAUUAGAAAAGCCAGUCAGAUCUACAUCUCACUGAAAAUGACCAUUCAUGGACUCACCCGUCUUGGCUCAUGACGAGGAAGGCUGUUGUUGGUUUAGCUUCUAGGAGACACCAGAGCACGUCUUGCCUGGUAGAAGCUAACCGUUAGCAUUAGCAACUCUACAACAUUGCAGAACUCCUUCAGGGUUGUGUUAUAUGUGGAGCUACAACAUCAACGUUGCAGAGCAAACAGAGUCAGUGGUAGAGUCGUAUUGCUGUUAGCCAAUCAGAGGAGAGAUGUCCAAAUAUCAGGAAGUAAGGCUCCAGAUCCUGCCAUCUUCAUCUCACCUCUCUGGAUAACUUCUACUUCCUGAAACAGGAGCACAAGAGCUUUCUUCCCACAACGAUUGACGCAUAAGAAAUACAUUUUUUACUAGCGAGUGCUGCAAAUGUGUUGAAAAAAUUAAGUUGAUCUUUAAUACACCACACGUGGCAGAGGUAUCUGAUAAGAUUGUUUUAGAGCCAUUGGGCACAUCCAUAAAACUGACAGAGGGGGAGACUCAAGUUCAAUAUCAGCAUAAUUAUUUUGCCUGGUGAACUGGGACUUCCUCAAACCACACUGAAACCCCUUCUCUAUAUAAAAGUACCUGCAUGGUCAUGUUAUUUGGACAAAAGAUGAGCUACACUGCUCCUCUUGCAAAUAUGACUGAUCUGACAGUGAUUCUUCUCCAAGGUUUAAAGCUAAGUGCUCUAGUUUCAGGUGUCUUCUGGCAAGGAUUUAAUAUUACGUUAAAGUGGAGGUUUACUGAGAAACAUUUAGUAAUUCAAUUCAAUUCAAAAAUACUUUAUUAAUCCCAGAGGGAAAUUCAGCUGUUUCAGUACACACAAUUCUAAGAUCAGACAUACAUACAUAGACACAUGACAAGAAUUGGUGACUGUGGUCAUUCGCAACACGAGUCGUGCUACCGUUAUAGAUCAAGAGGGUUUAUAUGAGGAUAGAGUCAGGGGGAGGGGAAAAAAGGCACUUCAGAGUUACCCCCGACAGAGGGCAGCUUUGCUAUGCAAAAAAUAAAAAAAACACCUCAGACAAAUAUGCACACAGACUUCAGACAUUACAUAACAUAAAUGUCCACUAGGUGGGGGGUGGGGGGUAGUGUUGGGACUCUCCUCACUUCAGAGCAUGCAGCCGCAAUAGCAGUGCUAAUCACCUCCGUUUGGAGAGGGGAGGGAGAUAAUGGGUUUAGAGAGCAUAAUGAGUCCUAGAUACGGUUCCACGGCCUUCAACAGCCACAGUCCCGCCCAGGCUGGGAUGGGCAGAAAGGGUUUCCAUAGCGACGGCAGCAUUCCACAUUUCUUCUGAGGGGGGAAUUUUCACUUCAGCCUCACAGGCUUCAAGGGCACCAGAUUCAGAUAGUAAGAAUUGUUUUGGGUACAGACAGAGAUCAUUUCCUAAUUUCCUCUCCACCUUAAGAGUUUUGUCGGUCGUCAACCCAUGUAGGUCCAAUAAUGUCGUUAUCAAUCUCUACCGAUCCGUGCUGAUCCAUCAACUCUCUCCUUGAUCGAAUCAACCUUCUGUGCCAGAGCCUGAAUCUAAGCCAAAGUUCCAAGCCUACGACUCAUCUCGACAAUUAUAUGAGUCUGUGAGUUCACAGCGCAAUGCAUUCCAUCCCUGAGCUCCGGGAUUAAGCCGACUUUCCUCGAAAGCUCAUUAAUAUUCCGGUAUGCCAGGUAACCACUCAGGCCAAACAGCAGGAAUCCCGACACCAAAACUACGAAUAUCCAAAAAUCUUCAGCCUCCUCCACAGACAGUUGAGAAAUGCAUAUCAGGUUCCACUGUUUCCAGGAGUCCAUGAUAUACCCAGCUGGCUCUGUCCCAGAGGGGCAUCCGGGAGCCCCUUCUCCCAUUCUCAUCGAGAGACCAACUGACCAGAUCCAUGUUUAAUAAUUUCCAGUUUCCACAAAAAAUGCAGAGAAGCGCAGUGCACAGGCAGACACAGGACAUAUAGCCUUGGGAAGAGCAGGAGAGGAGAAGAGAAAAAAGCGUCUGUACUCUCCAAGAGCCGGAAGCCGAAUGGCUUUCUUGAAAUAACUUGGGUCCCUCUGAGCUUAACUAGCAGCCUGAAGGUGAAACAUGUAGGUGUAAGAUGCAGCUACACCUAUUUCUUGCAUUAGCCACCAACAGGAAAUAGACAGUGUCAGGAAAAGCCAGAUCUAUGUCAGACUGUAAAUUAGCAUUCAUGGAGCCACCCACCUUGGCUUGUGACUGCAGAUUUAGCAGCCAGGGGUGCAUCUUGGCUAAUAAAAGCUAACUGUAAGCAAUAGCAACUUCACAACAUGCCAAAACUCCUUCAGGCUCGUCUUAUUUGUGGAGGUAAAACCUCAAUGUUACAAAGCGACUAGAGGCAGUGGAAGAAUUGCGUUGCUGUUAGCCAAUCAGAGGCGAUACGUUUGCAUAUCACAAAUAUUAAUAAGUAAGACACUACAUCCUGUUGUUUUCUGUCCCCCACUCCUCCGACUAACUUUAACUCCUUUAAACAGGGGCGCCAGAGCUUUUCUUCCACAGAAAUGACACACCAGGCACUCAUGCAUGCCAUAGACCACAGAAAAGUUAUUGAAAUACCAAGUGUAUGUCUACUUUAAGUAUUAUCAUGAAAUGUGAAACUAAUUUUGAGGAUUGGUCUUAAGAAACCAACAAUACAGAGCUAAAGUCACGCCCCUCACAGCCUGAAAAUAAAUGGGAGUCUUUGGAGUGCUAAAAAGUUUUUUUCUGAUUAAAGACAGUUUGUUGCUAAUAAAGGGCUUAUUUUCAACAGGCGGCAAAAGUUACCUCAGAUUUUGAGUGAAAACAUGUAGAUGACUCCAACUGUUUGUUUCAACAAAUUGAUGUCAGUCUCUCUCACACACACACACACACACACACACACACACACACACACACACACACACACACACACACACACACACACACACACACACACACACACUUUUUCCAAAGUCAAGUUUUGACCCCUGCACUUUUUACCGUCCAAAAACAACAUUACACUAUAUUAAAUAGACACUGGUUGAGCACUACGACCAAGCGGAAAACAAUUGUUUGUGUUGAAGCCUGUGUCCCAUUAGAACAUACUGUAAAGACACCCCCCCCCCCCCCCCGGGGUAAGGAGUGAGCACCACCUCACCCCUGCCACAUGGACUUCAUGGGAUAAACCAUCAACCAUUCUCAAGGGUCACCUUUGCUGGAGGGGUCACCCAAUAGGACAGUGAGAGGGUUCAAUUCAAUACAAAUUCAAAAAUACUUUAUUGAUCCCAGAGGGAAAUUGAGGAGGAAGUUAAAAGUUUUUAUAAGCUAAAUCCCUAAUUGAGUGACAGACAUGGUUGAAACACACUUAAUUAUUUUUCAUUUAACUAUGAUUUCUAUCGCUUUUGUUGUUUAUUUGAGCUGACCAAAAGGGGAGGAGACUUGGACUCCCUAUCAACUGUGGUUAGACUAGUCUUUAGCUUAUCAAUCCUAUCCAAACGUAUAUCUAGCUUCUAUCCAAACUGAGGCCAUUAAAAGAGCCAUUUACAACGUGUUCAUAACCUUCCUACAGAAUGUCAGUUUAGAAGAUCUGAACAAUUAAGAUAAAAACUUAUGAUCCACUGAUAUAUUUUUUUAAUAAAUGGAGUGUGCCUGGUGUAUUUAGGCCCUGAUGCUGAAUAGAACUGAUGAUUUAUCAGCUUAACCGAAGAGUUUCUUGUUGAUGCUGUAGAGAUUUGAGCUUUUUUUUUUUGUUUUUAAUGCUUGUUUUGAUUUCAAACCAGUUCCAAAUGUAAUUUAUGUUUUCUGCUUGGACUUCAGUGUAGGCGUUUAUUUACUUUGGUUUACAUUAAGGACUUAGAAGCAGCUUUUGAUGCAGUAGCUAACUGGACAGCAAUGAAUGUUGAAAAUGAUUAUAUUAAAGGAUUUGUCAACAUGUGAUUGUUCCUCUAAAAAUGUCUCAAAGAAUGUUUUACUGUAAAGUCCGGAGGUUUGCUUUUUUUAGAAAGUGUAUUUUUCUUGCUUCUGCUUAUGAUUUAUUUUUUGUUUUUGAUGCCCAUUAGAAGCCCAUCAUGAAAAAAAAGCAGGAAUUCAAAAAAUGUUUAUCAGGUGAAUGGCCUUUUGUGAGAACCAUACGUGCUUUUUUCCUGCUCGUAAACUGUCGAAACUUUCUCUCAGCUUUUGUAGCACAGCUUUCUGGCACUGUAGUGAUACCAGACACAAAUGACGGAUUUUACAUGUGCAGAUUAACUUUUGCACCUUUCUGCCAUUAAAACGGAUGUGUUUUUGCACCCAAUUAAAAAAGUGACACAGGGCUGUUGCACCCAGUGCUGUAGCUUGGUGACAUAACAGGAUAACCUCACGGCUGUUUUACCAGUUGAAGCAUGCUUUAAUAAAUCAUCAUUCCACUGCAUUAUGUCAGAGAAGCGUUUAAACCAACCAAAGUCGUGCAUCAUCCUUCAUGAUUCAUUUCAAAUAGGAAAACUUUGCUUUGACCCGUUUCACCCAAACGUGGGCCACAGGUAAGGCCAGAAUGUGACAUGGUUGUAUCUAAUUAGCAUUUUUAGUUGUUGAAUUGGUUGCUUUUGAAACUGCAAAUAAACCAUGACCUUUGCAUAACAUUCAUGCAAAUGUUAAACAUUGCUUUUGUUGCAAUUUAGACCAAAGUUUGCACUUUAUUACGUUAUUCGCAGUUUAGUCAUGCUUAGGGGGUCAGACUCUACUUUUUAUUUCAAGCUGAUGGAAGCAUUUUGUAAACCCUUCCCGAAGUUGUCUCACUUUUUUGACUCAAGGAAACUAAACUGAGAAAAAAUAGUGUGAAAACAUUUUAAAAUGUUCUGAAUUCUUGAAAUGUGAAAGUGAGGCCUUUCAACAUACAGAAGGAAACUAGAAACCUUUUAGGACAAUGUGUUGGAAAUGUUGUCCACAACCAACAAUCAUAGUGAACACGACUUCUGCAGAAACCUUCCUGCAAAGUGUCUUUUGUCCACGUCUGCAGUAAUAAAGAUUCCCCGUGUUUGCCUAGUCUGGAGCAAUUUCAUUUGUAGGACCAGCCGUAAAACUCAUGGUGAGCGUGUGCCCUCUCAUCUGGACAAUGAAAGGCUGUCAACAGCGGAGAAAUCCUCUGAACUGGCCGACAUCCAUGUGGAAAUAAAAAGAGAGAGAGAGAAAAAAGAGAGAAAAUCUGCCCAUGUGGA